Messenger RNA from Plasmodium berghei ANKA, 3909 nucleotides. Its product is annotated as conserved Plasmodium protein, unknown function. Lineage: Eukaryota; Apicomplexa; Aconoidasida; Haemosporida; Plasmodiidae. Bases 1 to 3909 code for a protein of 1302 amino acids. The record is from RefSeq and is a predicted model, not a curated record. The transcript has a single exon.
AUGGCAUAUAACCAUACAUCGGUGUUUUUGUUUACCGUUCAAGGAAUAUUAGCAUCUUUGACAUGCAGUCUAUGUUGCUUUGUAUAUGCAUAUUGUUGCAAUAAUAAUAAAAAUUUGAACAAUAACGACACAAAAUGUGAAAACAAAAGCAAAAGAAAUAUUUCAAAAUUAAACCCGGAUAUUCAUGAUCUAUCUACCUCAAAAAAAAAAAAAAUUAAAAAUAAUUAUGAAAUUGAAAAAAGUAAUGAAAUAAUAAUAAAUUCAACAAAUAAAGAUAAAAUAUAUUUGUUAAAUAAAAGAAUAUCUGAUAUCAGCUUAUUAAAAUAUAGUGAUAGUGAUAUAUGUAAAAAUAGAGAUAAUAUUAGUAGAGAGAAAAAUCUGGGUGUGAAAAGUGGAUUGAAUAGAAAAGAAAUUAAUUCAAAUAAAAUAGAAACAGACAUAUGUUAUAACAAUAAUUUAUCAAAAAAUGCAAAAUGGAAAAACAAACAAAACGAGUGCAAUAGUCUAUAUAUACACAAACAAACAAAUGAAACCCCAUAUACAAAUUUAGUAAAUUUUAAAUUAAAGACCAUUCCUAAUGAUUAUUUAAAUGAACAAAAUAUUAAUAUAGAAAAAUAUAAACAUGAUGAACAAAAUAAUUCAAUUGAUAAUAGUAUAUCUACACAUAAUGAAGUGAUUCAUAUUUAUCCUUAUAUUUUCGAUAAGGGUGUACAAAACGUUUCGCCAUUUUCUUGUCAUGUUAAUAAAAAUCCUAUAAUUAUAAAUGACUAUGAACAGUUUUAUAGAAAUCAAAACAUAAGAGAAAAUAUAUUUGACUCACAUUUAAAGGAAAAUAUAAAUUCUAUAAAUAUGAAUAUCAACGCUUCAGAUAUUUAUACGAGGGAAGAUAUAAAAAAAUAUUUUAGAAACAAUGAUAUAUUGUGUAAUACUGAAAAAAACAAUGCUAUUACUAAUGAAGAAUUAAUUUUAUAUGAUAAUGCAUAUACUAUUUCUGAAAAAAAUAAAACCGAAAAUAUGAUUCUAGAUAUAGGAAAAAAAUAUAAUAAUACAAUUUUAAGAAGUGAAAUAUCGUAUAUAAAAAAUAAGGAAGAAAUAAACGGAAUGGAAAGCAAACUAGUAAUGCAUUAUCAAAAUGGAAUUAUUCAAAAAGACAAAUUUGUAAAGAAUGGGGUUAUAAAAAGUUUCAGUAGUAUCACAGAAAAAUCUAUUGAAAGUAAUUCCCCUAUGACUGAAAAAGAAAAAGAACAAAUAUAUUUUAAACACGGAAUAGAACAAAUUGAUAACAUGAUUCCUUCUAACAAAUUGAAAAAAAUUCAUGAAGAAAAUAAUAAUCCAAUUUUAAAAACUUAUAAAAAUAUGUUUGAUCAUUUUAAUAAAAGUAUGUCAAAUAAUAGACAUCUAAAUAAUAUAGAAAAAAAUUAUGAUGAAAUUUUAUCAUCUACUUAUGAAAAUGAUAAAAAUGUGAUCAAAUAUGCAGAAACAAAUAUGAUUGAUAAAUGUGAAAGCCGCGAUUUAGAUAAUGUAUACCAUUUCAAUACAAAUUAUUGUGAUAUGAAUAAAAUUGAAGGAAUUGAAAAUGAUUAUUCAUUAGGAUGGGAACAAAAUUUUAUAAAACAUAAUAAAAAUCCUAGUAAUAAUAAAAAAAAUAUUAUUUAUAACACAUGCAAUGAACAGUAUAUAGAUGAAAAAUAUGUAAAAGAACAUAAUACAGAUAAAUUUGAGGAUUUGUAUGCAAGUAAAUUUAAUAUCUAUCCCUAUUCUCAUAGCAGUAAUAAAAAAGGGGAAGAUGAAAAUGAAAUAAAAUUGAUUUAUAAAAAAAAUAAUGCCCUUGAAUAUUUACCAGAACCACAAAAUUAUGAUGAUUCAAUAGUUAGAAAUCGAACCAAUAUAUCGAAUAUAGAAAAUUGUAAUAGAAACGUAUCAUUUUAUAUGGAUAAUGAGGAGGGGAAUAGUAGUAUGGAUAUUAAUAAAGAGGAUGAUUCAAAUAGUUUAUGCAAUGAUAUGAAAAAAAAAAAAAAAUAUAAAAAUAUAAAAGAUCGGGCAAGACAAUUAAUUGUUGGGAAUGAUGAUAUAAUUAUUAAUACAAAUGAUAUUACUGCCGAAAAUCAAAUAAAAAAAGGAAAAAAUAAGGAGAAGAAAAAAAAUAUAAAUUCGCAAAAUAAACCGGUUUUAAAUAAAAAUACGAAAUUAUUAAGAAGUAAACACAUUUUCAAUGAUGAUACAAUUUUGUCUCAAGUUAAUAAACAUGUUUAUUCCUCAAAAUAUGCAGAAGAUAUAAAUUGUAAAAAUAUAGAAAUGCUUCAUAAAAUAAAUGAUGACAAUAUUAAUAUUAAAACAUGCAACAAUGGUGAAAUAGAGAGAAUAAAUACCAAGAUAUGUCAAAAUAUGAAAUCUGUAAAAAUGAGUAGAGAUAUUACAUCGAAAAAGGAGUUUAAUGCACCACUAAAUUCGAUUGGUUCUGUAGAAGGAAAACAUAAAAAUGUUACAAAAGGAUGUGAAAAUGCUUAUGAUAUUUAUUUAUUGACUGAUGAUAAUACUGAUUGCCGUACUGAAAAUAAAGAAACUUCGCACACUUCAAAUAAAAAAAAAGAAACAAAUAAUAUAAUCCAAACUGAUAAAUAUGAAAAUGGGAUGAAGGAAAUGAAUUGUCGUAUUAGAAACCCAAAAAAUAAAGAUUUAAUCCCCAAUUAUAUGAACAAAUCGAAAACGGAAUAUAAGUUAAAAAAUUUUAAUAGGAACUCAAUGAAAAAAAUAACUGAAGAAAACUAUGAAGAAACCUGUGAGAAUAAUACGGAUACAUUUAGUGAGAUAAAUUUAUAUGAUGAAGAAAAACGAAUAAAUGAAUUGGGAACAAUUCUGGAUAACAAUUAUGAUAAUAACAAUACAAAUAAUGAUAAAAAAAGAAUAUCUGGAAAAAAAAGGAAUAUAAAAAAUUAUGAAAGAACAGAUAAAUUAAAAAAAGACGAAAAAAAUAUGCUUUUAGACAAUGAAAAACGAAAGGAAAUCAAAAAUAUUGUCAAGAAUAAAAAAAAUGAAACUUAUAAUAAUAAUAUAAGUGAGAAAAAAAUAGAUUAUAACAACAAUCAUACAGAGAAUGAAAAAUUGCUUAUUAAAGCAAGUAUAAAAAAUAAAGACCAAAAUAUUUCUGUAUGUGAUAAUAUAAAAGAUAAUAAUGUGAAAAUAGAAAAAAAGAAAAAAAGAAAAAAAGAAAAAGUAUUCGAAAAAAAAAAUAAAAAUAGUAUCAACAAAAAUGAUGAUGUAAAUGGAAAUAGGAAACUGUCUAAAGUUCAAUUUACAAAAAUAAAAUCAGCUAAAAAAGAAAAUAUAUUAUACAAAAUGGAUGCAAUAACAUUAAUAAAUGAAAAACAUCAAAAAAUUGAUGAGCAUAAAUGUGCAUCAGGAUUCGCCAUUUUUUUAAUAGAACACAUUCAAAAAAAAACGAAAGAUAAGGAUAUUUUUGAAAAUUUAUUAAAAUUUAUAUUAAAAUUAAUGGAUAUUUAUAAAAUUAAAACAGUCAAUUUUAUAGAAGCAUUUCUAAUUCUAGAAACAAUAAAUUUAACAAUUAUAAGAGCUCAUCCAAUUGAAGAAUGGGUAUUAGUAAUUUUUCAUUUUAUUAAUGGAAAUAUAAAAGAUCAUAAUCUAAAAUUUAUAAUAGAAUCUCUUAAAUUAGAUCAUAUAGAGAUUAGUAAUGUAACUGCAUCAUUUUAUAUGAAUAAAAAAAAUAUUAAACUUACUGAAAAAAAUAUGAGAAGAGUUAUCACACUGCUUUCCCAUGUGGUCAGAAGGUCAUCAAGGAUUAAAAUAUUUAAUGAAAUAAAUUCCGAUGUAAAACUGAAGGAAUAUAACACAAAUGAUCAAAUAUUAGGUUCUUGUUGGCAUCCUAUGGAUUCAGACGAAAUUCCAAAGUGA